Molecule: messenger RNA, 1548 nt
Organism: Colletotrichum chrysophilum
Lineage: Eukaryota; Fungi; Ascomycota; Sordariomycetes; Glomerellales; Glomerellaceae
Exons: 7
Coding region: 1-1548 (515 amino acids)
Biological process (GO): carbohydrate transport; transmembrane transport
Cellular component (GO): membrane
Molecular function (GO): carbohydrate:proton symporter activity
Source: RefSeq, a predicted model, not a curated record
AUGGAGCUGAAGCAGUCAGAGAGCAAUGGUGUAGACCAUGUCGACAUCACGCAGGAACCGCGCCUUGACGCCCCCGAGGGAUCGCCUCUGCCGUGGUACAAGCAACAUGAACUCAGGAAGCUGUACUUCAUGAUGGUCUUCCUCUUCCUGGGAUCGACGACACUAGGCUACGAUGGAAGCUUACUGAACGGGCUUCAGACCAUGCAGUCAUGGCAGUCUUACUUUGACCACCCGACCGGAAGCCGUCUCGGCAUCUUUGGCGCCAUGCCCGGCUUCGGCGGCCUCUUCGUCCUCCUCUUCGCCCCGUAUAUCGCCGACGGCCUCGGCCGAAAGACUGGAACCGCCAUCGGAUGUGUGCUUGUCGUCGCCGGCGCUCUCCUGCAGGCCUUCCCCAAAGAGGGCGCGGGCAGAGACGCAAUGUACCUCAUCGGCCGCUUCAUCAUGGGCGCGGGCUCCAACAUCUCCAACGGCACGUGCCCGCUGCUCAUCACCGAGGUCGCGCAUCCGAGACACCGCGGCAAGGUCACGACUCUCUACAACACGCUCUGGUGCUUCGGCACACUCACCCAGCAACACGGCGACAUCCAAUGGCGCCUGCCCACCGGCCUCCAGUGCAUGAUGCCCGGGAUUCAGCUCCUCGCUGUGUGGUUCCUGCCCGAGAGUCCGCGCUGGCUCAUCAGCAAGGGCAAGGAAGAGCAGGCGAAGCGGGUGCUCAUCAAGUACCACGGCAACGGCGACGAGACCGACGCGUUCGCGCACUGGGAGUUUGCCGAGAUCUCGAGCACCCUCAAGUUGGAGAGGGAGGCGGCGGCGAACAGCGGGUGGAUGGAGCUGGUGCGCACGCCGGGUAACCGCAAGCGGUGCGCUUUGAUCAUUGCGACGGCUAUCUUCUCGCAGUGUUCUGGAAACGGCCUGGUUUCGUAUUAUUUGAGUGUCAUUCUGAAUACUAUUGGUAUCAAGGACUCGAUUACACAGUCGUACAUCAACGGCGGCCUCACCAUCUGGUCCUGGCUUGUAUCGCUCACCGCCGCAUUUUUCGUCGACCGGAUCGGACGCCGCGUUCUGUUCCUCUUCGCCGGCAUUGGCAUGCUGCUUUCAUUCUCUGUCUGGACGGCGUGUAGCGCAGUCUACGCUCAGACAGAGUCGUCUUCGGCUGGCAUCGCUGUGGUAGCGAUGAUAUUCGUAUUUUACGGUGUCGCUGGCGCUGCCUGGCCUGGUUUGACAGUCUCUUACACCGUCGAGAUUCUCCCCUACAACAUCCGCGCCAAGGGUCUCACGCUGUGCUUCUGCUUCACGGCGCUGAGCGGUGUCUUUAACCAAUGGGUCAACCCGCUCGGAAUUGAGCAGUUGGAAUGGCGUUUCUACUUUGUUUACAUUGCAAUCUUGGUGAUUGAGGUCUUGGUCAUCUACUUCUUCUUUGUGGAGACCAGAGGGCCCACGCUGGAGGAGAUUGCGGUGCUUUUUGACGGCAAGGACUCCGCCGCUGGGUUGGCGAGGCAUGAAGCGCAAGCGCAGGCUGAGAAGGUCGAGAAGAGAGAGUCGGCGUGA